AGCUGCUGGUGAUAGACUAUAAAUUUAGCUGUACACUUUAUAAAAAGGAAAAGAUGCAUUCAGUUUUCAGUGGAUGUGAACAUGAUGAUUGGUGAGGUUUGUGGAUCUUUAUCACUUACAAAAACAAAGGAAAAUAACAUUUAAUUAAAGCACCUCAAGUGAACUUGGGAAAUAAAACAUCACUUAAUUAGCCCAGGAGUCCGAUUAGAAACAGAAGCUGGUUAGAACAAAAACCUGCAGCGACAGGAGGGCCACAGGACCAAGAUUUUAGGAGGAGGUAGGAGUGCCGAAGAAUUUUCUAAAACAAUGGAAUCAAAUGACAUCAAGAAAAUGUUUGAACAGUUGAUAAGUGCACAACAGGAAGGAAUUGAAAAGUUGACUGGCCUGUUGCAAGCUACUUUAGCUAAGAUGACCCCACAGGAUGACCCCGAGGCCUUCCUGAAAACAUUUGAGCGUAUGGCACGGCACUACAAUUGGCCUGAAGAGACAUGGUCCCCAAGAUUAGCUUCACUUCUAUGUGGUGAAGCCCAGUUGGCCUAUGCUGGUUUGAAUGAUUCUCAUGCAAUGUCUUAUUCUCAAGUCAAAGAAGCCAUUCUUCAUUGCUACAGGUCAACAUCUGACAUACAUAGACAGCAGUUUCGUUCACUAAAGUUGCAUCCUGGUGAGUCACCCCGCUUUGCUGCUUUGAAGCUAAAGGAUUUAGCAAUCCAGUGGCUUAAGCCCAUAGAAGCAGAAAAAAUGAAAUUACUAGACAAGAUUGUAUUGGAACAAUUUGUGACUAUAUUACCAAAAGAAACCCAGGUCCAGUUACACAUGUUGCAGCCUGAAGACCUUGAAGCAGCAAUCACAUUUGCAGAGUCAUUUCCCACUUCCAGCAAAGAUAUUUCAGAGUUAACCAAUGAUGUCCCCAUGAGCUCAACACCCUUACCUAAUGAUAAUAAUACUCUUUUUACUGGGAAGAAAGUUGCUUGUAAUGGAUACACCACACCUAGUUCCUCAGAGCAAACUCAAGAUGUUUCUCAGAUUCAUUCUAAUGACGUUUUAAACUUCACAACUGCUGAAGAAGUUGAUACCCACUUUAAAGUCCCAUUUCAACAGACAGGUAAAAAGAAACUUCCUGAAGAAAGUCCGUAUACACCAAACAAAAGACGUCGGCCUUGUGAAAAUGAGGAAGAGCUGACGGCCUAUUAUGAUAUGGAACGUGAAUCAAGAAAUAUUAUAUCACAGAUAUAUAAUAAACUGGAACCUUUGUCAUGUAUUGGGAAGAAAGAGACUGACUUUUUAAAAGAGUUAAGAGACAAGGUCUUGAACUUGAAACAAAGGCAAAUUAAUGAGGAAGUCGUCAUUGGAAUAUUUGGCGUGACAGGAACAGGAAAGAGCUCAUUGAUAAAUGCUCUUCUAAAUGAAAUGAAUUUGCUGCCCACUUCAUCAUCAACAGCCUGCACCUCCUGCAUUGUCCAAGUGCAGACUCAUGAAAGCAAUUGCUCCAUGUACAGAGCUGAGAUCGAGUUCAUAAGCAAAGAGGAAUGGAAUGAAGAGCUGAAAGAGUUUUUCAUGAGCUGCAAAGAUGACAAUAAUCAUGAUAAUGAUGAUAGUGAUGAUGGAGAGGACAGUGAAAUUGAAAACGCAAGAGAAAAAAUUAUUGCUGUUUAUGGAAAAGAUGGACUAACCAAAAGUUUAUCUGAAUUGACUAAUAAGAAAAUUCAUGAUUCUCUGAAGUCAAAGCCCAUACAAAAAGCAUCGGCUUCACAGCUGUCUAAUGAGAUAAAGCCCUACAUAAGGAGUGAUUUAGAUGAAGAAACCCCCUGCUCUUACUGGCCUCUGGUGAAAAUUGUUAAAAUUUAUGUGCCAAAAACCUGUGGCCUACCAAAUAAAUUAGUACUGGUUGAUCUUCCAGGAAAUGGAGAUUCUAAUAAAGAGAGAAAUAAAAUGUGGAAGGAGUACAUUACCAGGUGUUCUUGUAUUUGGAUUGUUGCGGAUAUUAAAAGAGCUGAAUCUGACAGCAAUGUGUUAGAAAUCCUGAACACAGGACUAGCAGGCAUUACUGGUGGAGGAAGGUGUCAAAACAUAACCAUUAUCUGCACCAAAACCGAUGAGACUGGCAUCCCGAGUGAUGGAAAUUCAGGAGAAGCAGAUCCAGAAGAUGAAAAUAAAGUGCUGAAUAGAAAAAUAAAUGAAAGAAAUAAGAAAGCCAAAAUGAAGAUUGAUAAGAAAUAUAAGAAAAAAGUAGAAACAUUUCUAAUGGGUUCUGUGGAGCAGGGUGUUAACACCCUGAAGGUAUUUACAGUGAGUUCUAAGGAGUACUGGAAUAUCCAACUACAAAAAAAAAGCAGCCUUACAAUUGAUGAAACUGAACUCCCAUCAUUAAAGGGGUAUUUGAAGGAGAUCUAUAUCAGCCAAACAAAGAAAGCAGUGGAAAAUUAUGUUUCUGAGGUGUCUGGAAUUAUAUCCUUUCUUAAUGUCACUAAAGAAUAUGUUGGAGAUAAGAAUAAUGAGAAUAAAUCUCUCUACACACACCUGACCAAAAAACUUAAAAAUGAAGUCCGUGACUUGGAUGUUUUCUUUGGCAAAAUUCAACAAAGUAUGGAGACGGAACUGAAAAGUGGUGUGGAUAAUGCUGAAAAGAAUUGUCUAGAAAAUCUUAAUUCACUUUUAAAACCUAAACAUAUGAACUUCAGUGGCUAUCAUCAGACAAUUAAGGCUUUGUGCAAAAAUUCUGGAAGUUUUCGUUCAUCCACAGGAGAUUUCAUUGAUCUCAACAGUAAACUGGCUUCUCCCAUUUAUACAGCCGUGAAUAAGACCAUCAAAAGCACUUUCCAGUUCAAUACUUGUAGCAAAAGAAAUAUAAAAGGAAACCUGAGCUUGCUUCAAUCAAACUUCGAAGAAGAUGAGGCAUUCAACUCAAAGAAAACUGCUCAGUCUUACCGGCUGAUAUUCAUUAAAACUGAAUUAAGAAGAGUAUUGGCGUUAUUGGAAAAAAAAAUUCUCCACAGAAAAAUAAUUAUGUACAACAGUAUCAUACAGUCCAUUCUGGAGGUAAUGGAUCCAGUUUAUAAAGAUGGAAGUAAAGAACAAGGCCGUAAUUCAAUGAAUAAAAUUCAGAAAAUGUUUGAAGACAAACUGAAAGAAUGCCAAAGUAGCAUGUUCAAAGAAGCAAUGAAAAACAUGCUGACUGAGUUUAAUGACCUACAGACUGAAGUCAAAAAAACUGUAGAAGAUAAAAUGGAAGCAUCCAUGAUGCUGGCACUGGCACAGUUUCCAGAGGGAUUGCAUUUACCAGAUUCCACAAAUGAACUGGAGCAGAUGAAGAUACUUUGUGAUACUUUAAACCUUCAAAUUUUUAACUGAAAGUUCAACUGACAUACAUAUAGGUGCAAUUCCUAAUUCAACCUUUUUUCCUAAAUAUAUUAUAACACAGUUGUUUUGAUCUACAUUGUUUAUUUUUACUCAGGAUUUUGCUGAAAGUCUUGUGUUUCUUAAUUGUAUUUUUAAAUUAAUGCAAUAUUAAUGUGCAAAUGAAUUUAGUUUUAUAUUAUAUAACACUUCAAAAAAAUCUGUAUAGUGGAUUUGCUAAAUUGUGUUCAUUAGCCACAGCAUUUAGAGAUAUUUCAAAUGAGUUUAGAUUAUCUUAUGAUAAACUAUCUGUUAUUUCUUGUAUUACAUUCUGUUCGAUUGUAAGAAUUUUAAUUCUCCCUCCAUAACUCAAUGGGAAAACAGUAUGUUAUAUUAUCUAAAGCUAGAAAAAGUUUAGUUUUCUUUGUGUGGAACUGGGUUGAGUUUCUUUAGAUUUCACCAAAAAUCAUUAAUGUUUUUCAACAAUAAGUCUGUUUGGCUCUUGCAUUAGCUCUUCAUUUUUAGUGGGGAUAUAGGUUUAAAGGAGGUUAGUGUUUUUAAACUGUAUUUGUUUCUUAAUUUUGUUUCACUGAAAUGUACACUUGAUUGUCAUAUCACAACACUUCUUUUGUAAUG
This is a messenger RNA of Erpetoichthys calabaricus (reedfish), 3969 nucleotides long. Its product is annotated as nuclear GTPase SLIP-GC-like. The record is from RefSeq and is a predicted model, not a curated record. Bases 307 to 3348 code for a protein of 1013 amino acids. The transcript has 20 exons. Gene Ontology annotation, molecular function: GTPase activity. NCBI's taxonomy places the organism in Eukaryota, Metazoa, Chordata, Cladistia, Polypteriformes, Polypteridae.